Molecule: messenger RNA, 5908 nt
Organism: Pelodiscus sinensis (Chinese soft-shelled turtle)
Lineage: Eukaryota; Metazoa; Chordata; Testudines; Trionychidae
Source: RefSeq, a predicted model, not a curated record
GAAAGCGCCACGUGCAAGGGACCUCCCCUUGGCGCCUCUCGGUGCCUCCCCCAGGAGAGGCCCUCGCUGCCUCCUCCCCACCUCCUGGACUCUGCGGCCGGCCUGACACUCACACGCCGGCGUCACUGCGCGGACCCCCCAGCUGGCACCAGCCUGCGUUGCACAGAGCGGCGGCUGCAGCCUGCCGGGCUCCCUCCCAGCCCGCGCCUCCUUCCUCCCCCUCCCUCCCUCCCCCGACUUUGCAGCGCUAGAUCCAUGGGGGCUUGUCCAACUCGUGCACAGUGCGGCGGGGAGCAGCAGGACCGGCUCCUGCUCCGCCUGCGUCUCUGCCUCUGACAGCCUGCGGCUCUCCGAGAGGAGGCGCGUUGCUAGCUCCGCCGGAUCCCCUUGCGCUGCCCGGUUUCCAGGAGGAGCCGCAGGGAGCCGCGGGGAAGAAACUUUGGAGAGCUGCUUCCCUGUGCGCUCCUUUUCGGAGAGAACUGCCACCAGAAAACGCUUCGCCAGCACCAAAUGGAUUAUCUCUGUGUCAUGCUGUCUUGCUUGUUUCCUCUCAACUACUGCUUGGCUACAGUGAGGGCAGCCAAACCCGAAGAGCACCUCCUGUCUGGAAAGCUGAGUGAGUAUGCUGUGAUUGUGCCCUUCAGUACGGACUGCCAGGGACGGUUCCUCUCGCACAUGGUAUCUAGCUCAGUGGUGGCAGGCAGUGGAGAAGCCAGCACUCCUUCCACCCCACCCUCUCCUCGGCACAGAGUGGCCCGCAGCACUCUGGAUGAGCCACUGCACCACGACAGAGCUGGAAAUCACUUGUUCUACUUCAAUGUCACAGUCUUUGGGAAGGAACUGCAUCUCCGACUGAAGCCCAACCGUCGACUUAUGCCACCUGGAGCCUCUGCUGAAUGGCAGGAAGAUUUUCAAGAGCUAUUCCGAGAGCCCCUCCAGCAGGAGUGUGUCUUUACCGGGGACAUCUCAGACAUGCCAGGUGCCACUGUGGCCAUCAGCAAUUGUGAUGGACUGGCUGGCCUGAUUCGGACGGACAGUAGUGAGUUUUUCAUUGAGCCUCUGGAGAAGGGGCAGCAGGAGAAGGAAAAGAACGGGAGGGCACAUGUGGUCUACCGCAGAUCUGCUGUCAGACAGGAAAGAGCAGAAUCACAGAAGGAUCUUCAUAAUGAAGCUCCAAUCCUCAGUGUGGGUGAGCUCCCAAAUUCACUGGACCUGAUUGAAGACCGGCAUGCCAAGAAGAAUGACUACAAUAUUGAAGUCUUGCUGGCAGUGGACGAUUCAGUUGUGCGUUUCCAUGGGAAGGAACACGUCCAGAAUUAUGUCCUCACGCUCAUGAACAUAGUGGAUGAAAUUUAUCAUGAUGAGUCCCUAGGGGUUCACAUUAACAUUGUCUUGGUCAGAAUGAUCAUGGUGGGAUACAGACAGUCAGUCAGCCUGAUAGAGCGGGGGAACCCGUCUCGCAGCUUGGAGCAGGUCUGCCGCUGGGCCCAUUCUCAGCAGCGCUCAAACCCAGACCAUGCUGAAUACCAUGACCAUGCUGUAUUCCUCACCAGGCAAGAUUUUGGUCCUGCAGGUAUGCAAGGGUAUGCUCCUGUCACGGGUAUGUGCCACCCACUACGCAGUUGCACUCUCAACCAUGAGGAUGGUUUCUCCUCAGCAUUCGUGGUUGCCCACGAGACCGGCCAUGUGUUAGGUAUGGAACAUGAUGGCCAGGGGAACCGGUGUGCAGAUGAGACCAGCAUGGGAAGCAUUAUGGCACCGCUGGUGCAAGCUGCAUUCCACCGUUACCAUUGGUCCCGAUGCAGCAAGCAGGAGUUGAACCGAUACAUACAUUCCUAUGACUGCCUCCUAGAUGAUCCCUUUGAGCAUGAAUGGCCCAAAUUACCAGAGCUCCCAGGAAUCAAUUACUCUAUGGAUGAACAAUGCCGCUUUGACUUCGGCGUGGGUUACAAAACAUGCACAGCGUUCAGAACCUUUGACCCUUGCAAGCAGCUGUGGUGCAGCCAUCCAGACAAUCCUUACUUCUGCAAAACCAAGAAAGGGCCCCCCUUGGAUGGGACUGAAUGUUCAUCAGGCAAGUGGUGUUUCAAGGGUCACUGCAUCUGGAAGACUUCAGAGCAGCCUUACAGCCAGGAUGGCAGCUGGAGUUCCUGGUCCAAAUUUGGCUCCUGCUCCAGGACAUGUGGGGGUGGGGUGCGCUCCCGCAGCAGGAACUGCAACAACCCACCUCCAGCCUAUGGUGGGCGCCAUUGUCCAGGCGCCAUCUAUGAGUACCAGGUAUGCAAUACUGAAGAGUGUCAUGGCCCCUAUGAAGAUUUCCGUGCCCAGCAGUGUUCUAAGCGGAACUCCUACUAUACCCACCAGAACUCCAAACACACCUGGCUUCCUUAUGAGCACCACGAUGAUGCUCAGAAGUGUGAGCUGAUUUGUCAGUCACAGGAAACAGGAGAUGUGGUGUUCAUGAACCAGGUGGUUCAUGAUGGUACCAGAUGCAGCUACAGAGACCAAUACAGCGUCUGUGUCCGGGGGGAUUGUGUGCAUGUUGGAUGUGACAAGGAAAUUGGCUCCUUAAAGCAGGAUGACAAGUGUGGUGUUUGUGGGGGUGACAAUUCCCACUGCCGGACGGUGAAAGGAACUUUCAUCAAGUCUCCAAAGCAGCCAGGAGCUUUGAAAAUGUUUGAGAUGCCGGCUGGGGCCAGACACAUUCAGAUAGAAGAGAUGGAGCCAGCUUCCCAUAGCAUUGCUGUAAAGAAUCAAGCUAGUGGUGACUUCAUCCUUAAUGCCAAGUCCAAGGAAGCCAAAAGCAAAACCUUCAUUGAGAUGGGCUUGGAGUGGGAAUACACCAUUGAGAAUGGCAAGGAGAGCUUGAAAACCAGUGGUCCCCUGCAUGAAGCAAUCAGUGUGCUGGUUAUUCCACAGGAAGAUGAGUCCAAGAGCAGCCUGAUGUAUAAGUACAUUAUCCAUGAAGACCUGCUGCCAGUGAUUGGAAACAAUAAUGUUCUUCUUGAAGAGAUGGAUUCUUAUGAAUGGGCCCUCAAGAGCUGGUCUCAGUGCUCAAAGGCAUGCGGAGGAGGUAUCCAGUACACCAAGUAUGGCUGUCGGAGGAAAAGCGAUAACCGGAUGGUGCAUCGAAACUUCUGUGAUAAUGGCAAGAAACCAAAGCCAAUCCGGAGGCGAUGUAACCCUCAGGAGUGCUCCCAGCCAGUCUGGAUGGCAGAGGAAUGGGGAGCCUGCAGCAAGUCCUGUGGCAAGCUAGGAGUUCAGCUAAGGGUGGUGCAGUGUGUCCAUCACCUUGUAAAUGGCACAAACCGGACGGUGCACACCAAAUACUGCACAGGAGAUCGCCCGGACACACGCAGGGCCUGUAGCCGAUUGCCCUGUCCAGCCCAGUGGAGGAUGGGGGCCUGGUCUCAGUGCUCAGUCAGCUGUGGAGAAGGCAUGCAGCAGCGCCAGGUGGUGUGCAAGGCCAGUGACAAUAGCAUCGGGCAAUGUGAGGACGAGAAACCUGAGACUGUCCAAGUCUGCAAAAUGGCAGUGUGCCCAGGAAAGCUACCGAAUAUUGCAGCAAAUGCAGACACCAGUGAUCAUGUGACUCCGAAAGUACAGUGGGUGCCCCAGGAUGGGCCCAAGAAUCCUGUAAACAAGAUAUCUUCAAAAGAGCCUUGCCUUGGGGACAAGUCCAUAUUCUGCCAGAUGGAAGUUCUGGCUCGCUACUGCUCCAUCCCUGGCUACAACAAACUCUGCUGUGAGUCCUGUGGCAAAAAAGUCUCCACCCCCAGUGUGCCACCUACUGUAGACCACGAUGCUUCAGAGACUGGAACUCCCAAGGGUGCUCUCUCUCCCAGCCUGGUUACACCAAUGCCCUUUCAUCCCACUGCCCAGCACCGCCUGCAUAGGACACAAAGCACAGCUGCCAAAGAGACAGAUGGGUCCCAGGCUGCUCAUGUCCAGCAGUCCAGCACAGAAGGUUCAGCUGCCCAUGGAACCUCUUGGGCUAAAGCUGCCACCCCAUCGCGGGGCAUUUCAAUUGAUGAUACUUCCCAAGUUGACUCCUCAAGACUACUACCUCCUAGCCGGAAGGCUGCAGCAGGGCAGAGUCCUGGGAAACUUUGGGGCAGCACUGCCUUUCAGUGGUUCCCUCCUGCCUUGAACAAACCUUCUGCUGGUGCACACAGUGAAAGUGAUUCUUCUGUCCCAUCCCAGGGCAUAGCACGACACCGAAGGCUCAGUACAGGAUCCGAACAGCUGGGGAACAGUCUCAGGGCCUCCUCCCCUGUUGUGACAUGAAACAUUUCCCCAACAUCUCUCUUGGCGAUGGUUUACAUGGGCAGAGCAGCCAUGUUUCUGAGCGACUUCCAGAAACGACUGAGACACAUAUUUAAAAACCAAACAGAAGGCUUCCGAAAAUAUGGCUUUGUUUUUAUGAAUUUUCAGCCGUGGCACUUUUAAAUUCUUUAUUGGAAUAACAAAAAAUAAAUCAGCUCAAAGAAUCAAACAAAAGGACAGGACAGCAGUGGCCACUGGGUUGCUAAUGAACCACAGACAGUGGCUGAGCGGGCAUAGCUUGUGUAGCCCACACCUGGUUACCUCAGAGACUGGCUUGAAUCCAGGAGGCAUUUCCUUCCAAGGUGCUACAAAGAGAUAUUUCGAGCAAUAAAACAAAAUGCAACAGAAACAACCUUUGCCCCUUCUCAGCCCAGUCCGCACUCAUCUGCUGCUGUUAUCCAUGUGGCAUGGACCAUAGUGGACUCUGAAAUCCUCUUGGAAAUGGUGCUGCAAAUAGAUUUUCUAUUCUUAACCUCAAUGAGGCGUAGAGCAGGGGACAGGGGAACAGCAGGCCAGAUGGACUUGUACUCCAUACUCGUGGAUGGGGAGAUCCUGUUUCAAAAGCAGGGUUGGGGAGGAGCUGUCAGCAUCCUGGCCCAGCUGGGAGAGGGGUGGGACAAUGCAGGGGUGUUUGGUUUCUUUGGGAGGAGGAGCGUGGUCAUUGGAGCACUGUGCUCACAACCUGUCUCCAGCUGGGUAGGGUGUCCUUUCAAGGCUGGCAGCCUGUGUUUGUGUAUGGAAGCCCUACACAGUGAGGCAAUAGCAAGGCCAGUCUCCAAAGAAAGGCAGAAAUGGAGGAAGAAGGAUGGAGUGAACUGCAGCGAAAAUCAGGGAAUUCAAUACAUAAAUAUGUUACAGAUUCCUCUGUUUGGGAAAGAGGAGAGCAGCCCCUGUGCAGAGCAGCUUGGCUAGUGACUUGUGACUCCUGCAAUGCACUUCUCUUCAUUUGGCUGUGGGGGGGGUGUGUGCUCAUCCUCAAACACUGUCUGGAACGGGGCUGUUUUGAUUCUUGCUGAGACCCCCUGGGUAGGGAGGGGCUAAGAGCCCAGGCUCAAGCCCACCCCACCCCCAAACAUCUUCACUGCAAUCAAAUAGCUUGUGGCCUGAGCCCCUUGAGCCCAAGGCAACUUACACAGGCCAGCCCUGAGUGUUUACAUUUGGCGUGGACUUACCCAUGUGACACUGUUCCUGCUCCCCCAGAAAUCAGUGGCAAAAAUCCCAUGAGCAGGCAAGGUGCUGAACAGCUCCUGAGUGGGCUGACUUCAGUGGCAGGUGAAGAUUGGAGCUGGUGUUUGUGCUUUGCAGGAGCCAGGCCUAAUCUGGACAUGAUGGACCCAAAUUAGACAAAAUAACAGUUGGGGAAAGGCAGGGGAGGGAUCACUGCCAAAGAGAAUAAAGUAGGCAAGAUGGCUGGAACAGGAGGGUCUAAGGGAGAGGCCAUGCGUGGCAGAUGGAUGUUGAGACAUGAGUUCAGCUGCAAAUCAUUUCUCAAAAAUACAUUUUUCUGAAGUUGAUGCUUUCAGUGGGCUUGCUUUUUGUCCCACUGAGCUCAGUGGCGCAAUUCCCUGCCGUGUUCAGAGGG